This is a messenger RNA of Daphnia carinata, 2562 nucleotides long. RefSeq names its product proton channel OtopLc-like. Gene Ontology annotation, biological process: proton transmembrane transport. Gene Ontology annotation, molecular function: proton channel activity. The transcript is spliced from 5 exons. NCBI's taxonomy places the organism in Eukaryota, Metazoa, Arthropoda, Branchiopoda, Diplostraca, Daphniidae. Gene Ontology annotation, cellular component: membrane. The record is from RefSeq and is a predicted model, not a curated record. The coding region runs from base 68 to 2197 and encodes 709 amino acids.
CAUAGGGUGACGCUUACAAAUUUCCCAUGUGGCAAUCACAUGCAAAUGCAUUACAAACAAGUGACUGAUGGCUAUUGUUAUUAAUGUUUUUGCUUUUCAAAUUUCACAGACUUUCUUCGCCUUCUUGUACGCCGUGUCGAUCGUGUUCUUUCUGUACGUCUUCGGCUAUUUAUUGCGAUCGAAAAGACGCCAAGAGGAGAAGAAACGCUUGAAGAAAUUAAGCCGAUCGAGGGAAUCGAACAUGGCCAAUCCGACGACGACCACCGAAGAUGAAACCAGCGAUUACGACGCUGUGCGCAAUCCCGAUUCCAGCAUGUCGGUCGAGAACGAGAUCGUCUCUGCGCCGACGCCUUUACGUCGAUUCUUCAAUCAAUUCAGCGGCGAGAGCAGCGGCGAGCGCAGGAAAUUCAGCCGAACGGAUCCGAUCGACAUGGACGACUCGUCGAAAGGCGUCAGUCAGAAUCCACACCCAUCGUCACGCAAAAGCAGCGCCACGAAGCAAUGGAUGCCGCAGAAUUUCGGCCUCAGCGUAGGAGAUUCGCCCAACGAGAUCGUCUCCUACAGCACGAUGAACAGCAACAGCGACAUUGUAACAAACACCGGCGGCGCUGCCAACGGUCGAAAGGCGAGGAAAACUAAAGUCUCCGAUAACGAGCACAGCCAUGGAAGCCUGUUCUUAAGGGCCGGCGCUGUGGCUUUCGGGCUGGGCACUAUGAUUUAUGACGGGCUGGAAUUCGGUGCCUUUCUCGAAGUGCCGCCCGACUCGCCCUGUUUCGCUCUGCUGCGUGGCAUCAAUCCGCUUCUGCACGCAGCCUUUGUCUUCCUCCAAAUGUACUUCAUCUUCGUGUCUGCCAGGCUCAACAUUCACAAAUUCAAAGUGAUUGCCCGUUUCGGAUUGAUGCAUUGCGUUGCCACCAACAUUUGCGUUUGGAUUCGGACGUUGGUUAGAGAAUCGUUGAAAGAAAUCAAUGGUCAUUAUAAUUAUUAUGAUAAAAUUGCCAGGAGCCAACAACUGCAGCAAAGCCAACCGGUUGUCGAUGGCUAUGAAUCCGUUUCCAACGCUUUCCUACAUCACAUUGUCGAGGCUGUAGCCGCUGCGGCCGGAAGCGAUGAAAGUUUCGAAGGAGGAAAUUCUGCCCUUUUUGAUGUAGUGAAUGAAACUUUGGGCGAUGCGCCCAUCGGCGUUGCGACGUCAGCCGCACCGACUGUUGCAGCCGUUAAGAGCAAAAAAGAAAUUAGCUUGUGGGAAUUGACGGGCAAUGUCUCGUGUGGCCGUCGCAUUUUCCUGGGCAACAUCAUCAUGGACGCUGCUCCGUUCCUCUAUCCUUUCCUCAUUGAAUAUUCGCUCAUUGGCGCUGCAGUUCUUUACGUCAUUUGGGAACAUAUUGGCCUCAACCCAAAGUACAAGACGGAAGAUAACAACCGAGGCGUUAGAGACGAAUCGAUCUGGAACAGCAAAACUCGUCAAUUAAGAGUCGAUUGUGUUGGAGCUUCGAAGGAACUCUUUAUCGGCCUCUUUUUCCUGACAGCUUCGCUCCUCUGUCUCGUCUUAUUCUUCAUUUUUGUGCCCAUGCCCCAAUUCAAACGACUGGGACUCAUCCUGGGCUACGCGGCCCAUUGCACUUUGCUUCUCGUUUCCAUCUUCGCCAUGGCGUUAGGCGCAUACAGAGCCCGGCAUUUGCAUUUCCAUUCGGAGCACAUGGAAGAGCUGGGCAACAUUUUGUUACGGAUCUCUGCCUUGGGGAUUUUUAUGUAUGCCGCCUUUUCUAUGAUCGCAGGAGCGCUGGGCAGUUCGACGGAAGAACCGCCCACUUUAGUGUUCAUCAACGGCCUGUUGUCCGUCAUCGAAGUGACGGUACAGACGGUUUUCAUCUCGGACAUGUCGAGACGCAUUGUGAACACAGCCGAGCAGGAUUUGGAGAAGCCGGGCCGACAGUCCGUCACUUUUUUGUUGAUCACCAACAUGACCCUGUGGCUCGUCUACACUUUCGAAAUGCAAAAAGUCGAAGCUAAUCCGGUUCAGCUCAAUUUUUACGGAUUUCUGCCUUGGGCCAUCGUUCAGCGCAUUACGCUGCCGCUCUGCAUCUUUUAUAGAUUUCAUUCGGCCAUGGUAUACGCCGAAAUUUGGAAAAACUCCUAUCGAUAUCAUGGACCUUCGGGCGAAACAAUGCCGCCCGGUGGAUCUGAAACGAAUUAAAACGCAUUCCUUUGUGUUAAAAAUGUUAACUAUUAUAUAAGGCGUCUGCAUAUUUACAUAGUUCCCUUGUAUAUUUUGGACGAUUUUUCAAUCUUUCCUUAUCCUAUCUUUUUUUUCUUUUACGUAAACAUAAAACUAAUGGUUGUUGGGAUAUUAGAUCCCACAUGUCACAAUGAACGUAAGAAAAUGUGCUGCCUUUUAACAUGUCCAUUUUGAUAUAAUUUCUUACUGGACUGUUUGGAAAUGGAGCAUAGUAUGUGAGUUUCACGAACUCGUAAUACUAUAUCGUAGUGUAGGCAAUAGAUCAGGUGCAAUGACGUGUUCAUAUCAGAUAAAAAGAAGUAGUGCGUUUGUACAUUUCCGGA